UACUCCCAAGGCUAUGUAUGUGAUGGUCUAUUGAUGGAUCCACAGUCUCGCUGCUGCCCUGGAAAAGGAGUGAAAUACUCUUGUCAUGGAUGCAACCUUCUCUCACAGUGUUGCAACUCCUAUGAGUUUUGUGUUUCAUGCUGCCUAAAUCCUGCACGGACACAAAAAGAACAAGCACUGAAGGUGAAGAUUGCUAAGCAAGCUACCGCAGGGACUUAUGCAAGUGUAUUUGAUUUCUGUGCUGGGAGGUGCCGUCAUAAUUCUGAGAGUGUGGUUCAUGAAAACGCUUAUCUUAGUGAAUUCCAUCACUGCUUUUCUCUGCCGUUGAAUUCUUCGGGGGCCAGUAAUUCUUACCUUGAAGGAAUACUGAAUGGAAUUAAUGUUAUUGUUGGAAGACAAAGUGAGUCAUGCAAUUCAGUUUGCAAGUCAAAUGGACAAUCAUGCGUCCCAAAUAAGCUCUUGGUGCUUAAUCAAUGUGACAUUAUGCAGAAAUAUCUGAGCUGCAAAGGAGCUUGCUUGGCAAGCAUGGGAGCCGAUCAACCUGCUGAAGUUGUUGAUGACGCCCCUAAAAAUCUGAAUCCUGGAGCAUGCUUGUUUACUCAAGCUCAAUCAAUGCUUUCUUGUGAUGGUUCACAUCCUUUUACCAGGCGACUUUGCCCCUGUGCAUAGCGCAUGUAUUCGGGAGACAUUUUGCAAAAGUAGAUAUACUUGGAGCUUUAAAUUUGGCUUUAAGCAUACCUUUUUUUGGCAGUAUAUAAAGUAUCAUGUAACUUGAAUUUUUUUAUAGAAUAUAGAACAUUAAUGAUGAUGAUGAUGAUGAUGGUAGUGGUGGUUAUUAUUAUUGUUAUUGGUUGACACUUAAUAGUAAGAAUCAAAACCACCCAGGAUGCUGGGGGAAGGAAAAUUCCUUGUU
Molecule: messenger RNA, 913 nt
Organism: Corylus avellana
Lineage: Eukaryota; Viridiplantae; Streptophyta; Magnoliopsida; Fagales; Betulaceae
Source: RefSeq, a predicted model, not a curated record